Molecule: messenger RNA, 1720 nt
Organism: Tupaia belangeri chinensis (Chinese tree shrew)
Lineage: Eukaryota; Metazoa; Chordata; Mammalia; Scandentia; Tupaiidae
Gene: GJD2
Product: gap junction protein delta 2
Exons: 2
Coding region: 145-1110 (321 amino acids)
Biological process (GO): cell-cell signaling
Cellular component (GO): connexin complex
Molecular function (GO): gap junction channel activity
Source: RefSeq, a predicted model, not a curated record
CGUGCAUUUUUAAAAAAAUUUGUUUGCUUCUUUAAUUGGGGGGCAAUUUGCUCCCAGUCGGGAGGUGCGGCCCGGGGAGGGGCCAGGAGCGGGAACGUGCCCGGUGCUGCCCAGUCUUUGUCUGCUGCCUCCGAAUGCACAGCGAUGGGGGAAUGGACCAUCUUGGAGAGGCUGCUGGAAGCCGCGGUGCAGCAGCACUCCACUAUGAUCGGGAGGAUCCUGUUGACUGUGGUGGUGAUCUUCCGGAUCCUCAUUGUGGCCAUUGUGGGGGAGACGGUGUACGAUGAUGAGCAGACCAUGUUUGUGUGCAACACCCUGCAGCCCGGCUGUAACCAGGCCUGCUAUGACCGCGCCUUCCCCAUCUCCCACAUACGUUAUUGGGUCUUCCAGAUCAUAAUGGUGUGUACCCCCAGCCUCUGCUUCAUCACCUACUCCGUGCACCAGUCUGCCAAGCAGCGAGAACGCCGUUACUCUACUGUCUUCUUAGCCCUGGAUAGAGAUCCCCCUGAAUCCAUUGGGGUUCCUGGAGGAACUGGGGGUGGGGGCAGUGGCGGGGGCAAACGGGAAGAUAAGAAGUUGCAAAAUGCCAUUGUCAAUGGGGUGCUGCAGAACACAGAGAACACCAGCAAGGAGACAGAGCCAGACUGUUUAGAGGUUAAGGAGCUGACCCCACACUCCUCAGGGCUGCGCACUGCAGCGAGAUCCAAGCUCCGAAGGCAGGAAGGCAUUUCCCGCUUCUACAUUAUCCAAGUGGUGUUCCGAAACGCCCUGGAGAUUGGGUUUCUGGUGGGCCAAUACUUUCUGUAUGGCUUCAGCGUCCCAGGGUUGUACGAGUGUAACCGCUACCCCUGCAUCAAGGAGGUGGAAUGUUAUGUGUCUCGGCCCACUGAGAAGACUGUCUUUCUAGUGUUCAUGUUUGCUGUGAGCGGCAUCUGUGUUGUGCUCAACUUGGCUGAACUCAACCACUUGGGAUGGCGCAAGAUCAAGCUGGCCGUGCGAGGGGCCCAGGCCAAGAGGAAGUCGGUCUAUGAGAUUCGUAACAAGGAUCUGCCCCGGGUCAGUGUCCCCAAUUUUGGCAGGACUCAGUCCAGUGACUCUGCCUAUGUGUGAAAAGGCAGGUUUGAGGAAGGCCUGGGGAAAUCACACGUAGCCCCAAGGCAGAUGACUGCCCGAGGGUAGCAGUGUCUGCCCUCAUUUAUGUGACACUCACCAUUAAGAUGUAGGAUAAAGCUGGCAAAGAGAUCUUGCAUCAAGAAGAGAGAAGAAGUAGAACUGUUGUCAGAUGUCACACCCUUGCUUCCACAGAGACAAUUGGGUAGAGUGAUGAGAUGGAUACACUGGACUUCUUUGGGCCUUUUCCAUUUAUGGCCCAGCCUGACCUUAAUGACAGUGGACUUGCAUGGCUACUGAGUAGGACUUAGCUCUCUGAGCUCUGUAUUUUGGUGAAUGGUGUGAGUCGAAUACUUCAUUGAUACAAAUGUUGUGACCUAUCUCAGCACACUCCUUCAUCCUGGGCUGCAGGACAAACAUCCUUGAGGCAUCCUUCAUGUAUCAUUCCUCUCAGCAUGCCCCUUUUCCUCAAUCCAGGAUAGCAUGCCAGCUUUUUUUCUGAAUCUGGCCUUACAUUAGACCUAACAUGGUUAAUCUGCAAACUGUAGGGAAUUACAUGGGGUGCUUUUUGGAGAAUGGCCAUGACAGAGGUUUGCAUUAGAGCCCCAUC